GGGCAGCGCAGCUUCCGUAGUGACACCGAGCGGCGAGCGCGAGCUCAAGAGCUUAGUCAUGAGCAGCCCGUGUGUUUGGGGACAAAGACAGCCGCUCGCCUGCUGGAUAUAAGGGCAGAGUCCGGGCCCGUGGUUAACUAAUAGUGGAUUAACACCGUCCGCGUUUAUUUUCUGGCCUCUAUUUAACACUGUCAACGCGGUUUUGUAAAAGAGAGGCGCUAGCUUAGCUCGCUAGCUGUGUGCUUGUGUGUGUGCGGGUUUAAAGGUCCGGUUCGGGUUUGGUACGGAACUGUCGCUAAACUGGCGAGGUGACCAAGGAUGAAUCGGUUCCGAAAGUGGCUUUAUAAGCCAAAGAGGUCAGAUCCACAGCUGCUGGCCCAGUUCUACUAUGCAGAUGAAGAGCUGAACCAAGUGGCCACUGAGCUGGACAGUCUGGACGGCAGGAAGGACCCUCAGAGGUGUACAUUGCUGGUCAACCAGUUCCGCUCCUGCCAGGACAAUGUGUUAAACAUCAUAAAUCAGAUCAUGGAUGAAUGCAUUCCCGAAGACCGAGCCAACAGAGACUUUUGUGUGAAGUUCCCAGAAGAGAUCCGCCAUGACAACCUCGCCGGGCAGCUGUGGUUUGGGGCCGAGUGCCUGGCAGCAGGAUCGAUCAUUAUGAAUCGUGAAAUCGAGAGCAUGGCCAUGAGACCGCUAGCUAAAGACCUCACCCGUAGCCUGGAGGAAAUACGCAACAUCACACGAGACCAAGCGCUACGAGAUCUCAACAACUACACCGACCGCAUGAAGGAGGCGCUACGUCAGUUUGACAGCCUCUUCGCUGAGUUUGAGCUCAGCUACGUGUCAGCCAUGGUGCCUGUGAAGUCUCCUAAAGAGUAUUACAUCCAGCAGGAGGUGAUGGUGCUCUUCUGUGAGACAGUUGAAAGGGCCCUAAAGCUUGAUUAUCUCACACAAGACAUGAUUGAUGACUACGAACCAGCUCUUAUGUUUACAAUCCCUAGACUUGCCAUUGUUUGUGGCCUUGUUAUCUACUCUGAAGGGCCUCUUAACCUCGACCGCAAACCAGAGGACAUGUCUGAACUCUUCCGGCCUUUUCGUACGUUGCUGAGAAAAAUAAGGGACCUGCUGCAGACUUUAACAGGAGAAGAGCUCAUGACACUGGAGCGCAGCCUCUGCAUCUCCCAGGAUGGAGAAUUCCCUGCAGGCUCCAGUAUCCCGUCGACCAAUGACCCGGCCUCUUCCACUGGUCCUGAGAGCCAUCUGGAAACACUGGAACAGGACGACAGAGAUGAGGAGGUGGUAGAUCUCACGCUUUGUGUAGCCCAGAAAGAAGAUUCUGUAUGGGAUGAGGAGAGGAAGGGGCAGCCCGAGACGUCCAGUGAGUGUGAAGAGGAGGACACCACAGAUGCAGACCUGGCUUGCUCUGUGCAGUAUGAUGAAGAAGAGAUCGAGCAACUUAAUAUGAUGGUGCAUCAAGUGGGGGAUGAAAUGUCUACGCUGCUUUCCCCUCCAAGUCAGAAUCAGUCCCCAGCCCAUCGGCCUCGGCCCUAUAGGGGAAGUAGUCUUGAAGGCUCCAGUGCUGCCUCCAGCACUCAGGCAUCUCCACGGAGAGUCCCGGGAUCCUACCAAGAUGAUGAAAGAGUGUUUCUUAUGGAUGACCUGGAGUCUGGUGCCGAGCUGUGCCACGGACAGCCUACUCUUCCUACUGUAUGCCUCAGAUCCCCUGAGCACAGUCGUCCCGCCCCUUUGACUGACUCCUCAUGUAACGGUUGGUUGACGGUCUGUCAAUCAAGCAAUGACACUAAUCUGGGUUCCCAGUGCCAAUCAGCUGAACCUGUGGGGAACUCCGAAAGGUCACCCAUCGUGAACAGCUGGGAAGGAUCUCAGGAAGAGGAUAGCGUACAGACUGCGGAUGAAAUCGCCAAUCGGACCGGUGGAAUGAAGUUGUCCGCCACAGUUAUUUUUAACCCUCAUUCUCCAAGCUUGACUGACUUGGCCGUCGUCGUACCUCAAUUGGUUGACGUUCCAGAACCCGGUGAGGGCGGGGCUUUAGUUGCCACUCAGUGCCUGCUUAACUCCUGCGUGUGCUGCACUGGCGGAUGCGUAGACAACCAUGAGGAUGCCAUGGAGCCUGCUGGACGGGGCAUGACACUGGGAUUUGAAAAGCACAAGCUCACAAUAACAAGCUCUGUAUUCCAAUCAGCAGUAGCCGCUGGCAGCCCAGGGAAGGGAAAUGGACAUUUACCACUCACUCUGCCCCCGUCUCAGGGCCACCUCACCCCUUGUGUACCACACUGUUCGGUGCAGAACCAAGCGAGAGAAGAUGAGGGCACUCAGGACUGUUCCCACUAUCCCUGCUGUGAGAAAUGCGCCCCAGGGGUUCUUCUGACUCAGGAAAGAGGCUCAGGACAAGGAGAGGGAGGACCUAGUUGCACCCACCAGGAGACAGGAUGCCCGACGCAACCUAACACUACGAUUAAAGGGAGAUCGGAAGGUUUUGGAAAACAGCCAAAGGAGGAUAACAGAAAGAUCUCUAGCAGUUCUCAGGAGUCCCUUCUCAGUUCUGUCCCCAGCAGUGACAUAGAUGGUGUUUCUGUCACUACAUGCAGUUUGUCAAGUUCAUACACACCCAGCCUGACCACCAGCUCGGACAUGUCUGAGGAUCUGGAUCAUCAGGAGAUUCAAAUGGCGCUGCAAGCUGCCAAACUUGCUGCUCACAACAAAAUUCGCUCCCGUUUCCACAGCAGUAGUGACCUCAUCCAUCGCCUCUUUGUCUGCAUAUCAGGUGUGGCUGAUCAGUUGCAAACAAACUAUGCGAGUGACCUGCGAAGCAUCUUAAAGACUCUGUUUGAGGUGAUGGCUACAAAAUCCGACCAAGGGGACAAUGAAAAGCCCAAGAAAGGUCCGUGUCUGGGCAGCGCUGUACUGGAGGACUGUGCUCUCUGUCAAGAGACCAUCUCUUCAUCAGAGCUUGCUGCCAAAGCCCGAGAGGGUCAGUUUGAAGAUCCUCCAGAAUGGGUACCAGAUGAGGCCUGCAAUUCCUGCAUUGCAUGUAAAGCACCAUUUACAGUCAUCAGAAGGAAACAUCACUGCAGGAGCUGUGGAAAGAUCUUCUGUUCCCGCUGCUCAUCACACACAGCCCCGUUGCCUAGAUACGGUCAGAUGAAACCUGUGAGAGUCUGCACUCACUGCUACAUGUUCCACGUAACGCCUUUCUACAGCGACAGGACGGGUAUCUGACCACAGCGCUCUCUCUUACAUAAGCACACUACCACGAGUCUUACUGAGGUUUGAGACUGCAACGAGAACACACACACACACACACACACACACACACACACACACACACACACACACACACCAUUUUCAUCAUCAUCAUCAUCAUCCAAAAAAUGUAAAUAAUGCAAUCACUUCCAAGUGCAAGAAACAGCCUUGACCAGGGAACGGUGAGAAGGACUAUAACUGGACGCUUUGGAAAGACUCGAGCACAUAAAGGAAGUACCCCUUCUCUGUGGGAGCCAAAGUAUUUAUGUAGGGCUUUGCUUUCGAAUAAUGAGCUUACUUACAAAUUUGCUUUAAUCGAGCACGGAACAAGUGGGCUAUUCAGUAAAACAGAACAAAAUAGCUUGUUAAAGGAUUUUGUGUGGCUUUAUUAGCACCGGAGGUUCUAUGGGCUCAGAUUUCCAGAGUGAUUGUAAACUGUGAGCACAUUAUUAAUAUAACCAUAACAAAACUAUGACAUCAUAUAUGAAGGUAAUAAUGCUAACACUAACUGCACCAUCAGCGACACUUUUGUGGCACAAUAUAGCACAGAUGGGUUUUCUCUCUCCAAAUGUUUAUAAUGCUGCUUUCUGUAAGACAGAGAAGUGAUAUUUGGGGAUUAGAUGAAUGGCCGAAAAUAGAGAUGUGUAUAGUUUGAAAUGGAUUUAAUGUAUCUUCCAAAAGAGGAGAUUCUCUCAUUUCCUCAUGCAAAUGAAUGUGCAACAUUUAGAUCUUCUUUUCUUUAUUUUUGUUUGUAACUUAUACUGAACUGUAAAGUAAUUGCCUUUUACAGCAGUUUGGGAGCCUUCUGAUUUCCCUCUGGUACAAAAGAGCCCCUACCUCAUCCCCGUUUACCCCCUGACACGGCUCCGUCCCGUUACAUUAUGCCUACACUACUGUCUCAGUCAGUCCUGACUGUGCUACACUAAGAGGCAGAUGCCUUUAUUUGUCUUUGCACACUUUUGUUUUAUAUAUAUAGUGAUCAACCACUACAUUCUGUCUGUAAAAGUUUAUUGAUUAUACCUGUCAAGAGUCAUAUUUUGCUGCAAAAUAAGAAAUUCAAAAAAAUGUAUUUUAAUAUUUCAUAAAGAAAAUGUAUCAUUUUUUUAGGAUUAUUAUAUAAUAUAAAUUCUGAAUUAGUAUUAGGAUAAUUAAGCACCCUCGCAAAUAAAUUCAUAUUUUAUUUUACAUUUUGAAGGAUCUUUACUUUACGGUAUACUUGUGCUGAAUUUAAUUGAUCCUACUUUGAUUUAGAAAGAAAAAUAAUAAUCAGCCUGUAAUUAGCUUCAUUUUCUUUAUGCAAAAUAUUGAAUUUGUGGUAAAAUAUGACUUGGAAACUAACCUUUGACAUUUUCCAAUGUAAGAAUGAAAGCUGAUCUUCUGUUGGUUUCAGAUGUCAGUAUAAUCAGAAAAUAAGCUUUAGUUAACUGCAAAACAUCUGCUUUUGUAACAUCGUCACCUUCCAGUAAUCAAACAGGCAAGAUUUGAAAUUGCUAUCGAUUUGAGCAAGAGCUGUGUAAAUGCACUAGGUUUUGCAGUUGAAAUCGUCUGAAAUUGAGCACAUGAUAUUGUGCUUCAAAACGGCUUUGCCCAAAACACUUGAUAUGAAAUGUAAUAUUACAAACACUACUGGCUGGCAUAAAAUGCACUUUGUAUGGUAAAUAGAGGAGAAUUCAAAAAAUGAGCUACAGCUGGCAAGCAAUGGCGCAUUUGAUGAUUCAUCAAGUGUAAUGAUCUCAAGUCAUUUUACAGUAAUAUUAAACCUGAUUUCAGACGUUAACUACAAACAAAAUUGUUUCUGAGAUCUUACAUAAGUGUUUAAACAUUCUCUGUAGAUACUGUUUUCCAACUCUAAAAAUCGGAUCGACACUGAAAUAGUAAUUUAUCAUUCAUCAUUUGUGUUAUUAAUCAGUUCCGAACACAUUCCUUUUUGCCAAAGUUGUAAUUGUAAAUCAUUGGCUUCACUUAUAACAGGUUUCUAGUAAGGUAAAGGUCUAAUAUGUUUGCAUGCAUCUUGUGAAGCAACAUAGAUUGAUUGAUCUGAGUGUGACCGGUUCUAGCAAUAUUGUAAGACACACACACACACUUGAGGCAGUUUGAUUCUGCUGGUUGAUGGUUAAUACGUUCCCUCUUUCUGUCUCAUUACCUAAAUCUCCUCAUUCCUGUUCUCGCAUCUACUGCUGCAUUUCCAGGACAUUCACAACAGAUAUAAAGCUUUAAAACAUACUGUAACUCUGCAAAGCAAACUGAGAUUUUUGUGUUCCAAUAUAUUUGCAUUAAACAUAUUUAAAGGUUUAUGUUGAUGAAUGGCAGGGUACAGUACAUUUGGUUUACUUUGGCAUAGUUUGCAGUUAAUUUGAUUCCCUCCAGAUUUCCUACUCUGACCACAGUUGGUUGUUAUGAUAAGAUUGCUUUGGCUUUGUUCAUCUGUAGUCAGCUGACCUGAUUCUAGGACCUUCAGUAUUGGGAUAGAGGUCUACACCUGACACUGACACACUAUGCCACCAAAAAUACUGCAGAUAUAGCAUUAGGAUCACGACUGGGUAGAUAUGAUAUAGUGUUAUAUACAGAUAUUCAUUGUUAUUUAGCGGUAUGAUCAAGUAGACAUUUGCCAAAUGGAUCAAAUCUGUCAUGUUUGUGGUUGCUUCCUGUUUUGAUAUCAUGACUGUUCCUCAGGAUUGAUUGAUUGUACAUCGACAUGAUACCGAGGGAUUGAUUGUAUUUUAGUUUGAAGUGAGACCAAAUGUCCAGCACUUCCUCAGACGGCAGACUCAACUUCCAGCCGGUUGUGUUGAUAAGCUCAGUUUCUGAUUUGUGCCCUCUUACAAUUCUCAUUUUUUCCUUUUUUUGCCUUUUUUUAUGUAUUAAUUGAAAAAAAUAAAAUUAUACAGAUGUUUUAUUUUACAGAGUACAAAAAUAAUGAAAUUGUAUGUGUACAAAAUUCCUUCUUCUGUAUAAAGAGAAUCACAAUGAGAGAAUUUACUCUAUUUAUUCAAAGCUUGUUCUUAUUUUGUAAUGGCCGGUUCAGUCUAAUAAGAUGUAAAGAAGAACUUUACGAAGUCUACAAAGUAUUUAUGUCAUGCAAUGAAAGUAAUAAAGUUUUCUUUACAGAAA
Molecule: messenger RNA, 6375 nt
Organism: Carassius gibelio (silver crucian carp)
Lineage: Eukaryota; Metazoa; Chordata; Actinopteri; Cypriniformes; Cyprinidae
Product: lateral signaling target protein 2 homolog
Exons: 14
Coding region: 319-3240 (973 amino acids)
Biological process (GO): negative regulation of epidermal growth factor-activated receptor activity
Cellular component (GO): early endosome membrane
Molecular function (GO): metal ion binding
Source: RefSeq, a predicted model, not a curated record